This is a messenger RNA of Xyrichtys novacula (pearly razorfish), 6410 nucleotides long. NCBI's taxonomy places the organism in Eukaryota, Metazoa, Chordata, Actinopteri, Labriformes, Labridae. The record is from the annotation of a GenBank genome assembly.
AUGCAGAAAAACGCAGCAAGUAUGCAAGUUUUCUUUUAUACUUUUCCAUUAUAACUUUUCUGUUAUGUCUCUUUGUAAUCUGCAUUCAGAGCGUAGAGCCGUGCUCCUGUUAUUUGCCAAGCCAUGCUUCAAUUCAAGCCUGUACCACAGAGAGCCACCAGUACUUUUAGACUUGGAUUUAUUUAAGGGUCUAAUUGACUUAUGGGGGUAAGAUGUUUUGGGUUUGCUCCAGGCGAUUGUGUUUCACUGCAGCUCUGUAACAGGCUGUAAUGGAUGCAAUGUAUUCAUAACAGCAGAAAUGCAACUAACAAGAUCAGGGUUUUACUCUAAUUUUUCAAAAACAUUACAGAGGUGACCCCUACAGAGAAAGACCAAACUCUUGGACGUAAACAGCAGUCUUAACUUUCAUGACACAAGAGUCGCUACUGCUGCACUGAUCAGUGAGAUUUCAUAAAUAAGUGUGUGACUUGUUGUUUAAAUAGUCCUGACCCACCUUAAUAGCUGUAUCAAUACUAACAAGAGAAAAAAGGAAUAAAUGAGGCAUCAGUAGACCAGCAACUCAGGUGUUUUGUGCAGUAAAAUUGAGCUUUUGUCAAUAGAGUUUGGUAGCUUGAGGGGUGUGAGGUGUGACCAGGGGCGUGCACAGAAGGACAGCUAGUGGUGGCAUUGGCCCCCCUUUAAAAUAACCACCCACUCCAAAAUCCUAAACUAUAAUUCGCUAUUUGGCUUGUCAGAAGUUGUACUUGUUCUAAGAUCAGCUGUAAAAACUCUGUUGGAAUUUUAACAUUUGAAUGUCAUGCAUUUUCUUUUAUUGGUACAACACUUCACACAUCUAUCUCACAUGGCAUAUGAGUAGGGGAAGGAUCAGACCAUCAAAAAUUACAUCACAUUGGUACUGUUAAUGGUUUUUAAAGUUGGAAGUUCAUCUACAGGAGUUGCAAAUUUCUCCAGCAAUAUAAAUUUUGGUUCAUAGAACAUACGUUUUUCGGCAUCUAAAAAGUGGGCUGCAUCAAAUACACCAGUGUAAUCAAUUUACUCAAAACAGGAAGAGGUACUUAGUUAUGUCAUGCUAUUUCUCUGUGAGGUGGGACUCUUAGAAGAAAGCAACCACUUAACUGUGACAAAUGUGUUCGACACAUAGUGGAGUGGGCCAGUCUACUAUUGCCCCUCUUAAACACUUUCCUACUUCAUUAGAUAGUAAUUAUGUAAUUAAGGGAAAUGGUAGUACACUUUUAAGUAAAUAAACCUUGAAGGAGGAGUGCUGGUUUCACUGUUAAGAGUGACAACUGGUGAUCAGCAGAAGGAGAACCAAAAAGCUACACAUAAGCAUAAAAACUGCACAUUGCUGAACAUGGUGGAUGUCUUAGGCAGGAACCCAGGUUAAACCUUACUCUCUUUGAGGGUCUCCCCAAAAACAGACUGUGUCUUAGGCAUGGGUGCAUCUUAUCUUUCAUUAUUAUUUUAAACUAACAUUUUCAGCCCUUUGAACAUCUGUGUGAUACUUUAAUCAUAGUUUUUUGUUUGUUGUCUGUUUGUUUGUUUGUUUGUUUGUUUGUUUCAAAUAGAUAUGAUUAAUGAAGACAGGAAGGGCAAAUUUAUUCUUAUCCAGGUUUGGGUCAGUGUGCAGACAUACUUAAUGCCGUCCCUGCAUAAUUUAGCACCCUAUCUGGUCCACCCUAGUAAAAAUAAGUCUGGACACACCACUGGGCAUGACAGCUACUUCUACUCUUCCCAACCUUACCAAACUUAAAGGUGCACUUUGCAUUGAACAGGGUUGGUAUAAAUAGAAGAAAAUAUUCAGAGAUAUGUUUAAAUUAGUGUUCAGUUUAAUUGCCAGGAAACCAACAAAAACUUGUUUUUGUUUACUUAAAGUGAGCCUUUUAUGUCUGCAUAUAGGAGCAGGUCCCCUUAAACGAAGGCCCCCAUGGACAAACUAUAUGUGUUUUUGAACUUAGUAAGGAGCAGUGCCACAAUGCACUAUAUGGAGGACAAAAAAGAGAGGUUGUUUAUUAAUAGAUCAUUUUAAUGGUGAAAACUUGCCAACUGGAGGAUCAUACUUAUCAUGCAUCACAGGAGCUUCUUGUCCUCAAAGGCCGCCAUCCCUCCACCAAAAGGAGGGCUGAGCAAGGGGGUGUUUGAAUUAAGAAUCUGGCAGCAAAAUAUCAUUAAAUAUACCCAUUUCUACACCCCGUACCUUUAACUCUGCAGGUUACACUCUUUUUUUCUGUUUUUAUUUGAAGUUGUUUGUAAUGUGCAGUUUCUUUUUCAUGAGACGUUAACAGAGUUUGGAGACGGCACCCUGUUUGAAUAUGUUAUGGAGACACAUGUAAAUAAUCAAAGUAUUGAAUCAUCAAAGUUUAUUUUGUUGCUCAUGCUGAAAAUGAGUUAAGGACCGGUCUUUGUAGGGAUAGCAACCUGAGCCCGUCGAUGGCAAAAAUCAAAUACUCUCGGUGGUCUCUUAUCGACCAGGCCAAAUUGCCCCCAGCAUUAAACUGCAGUCAUUUGAGCCUGUUUUUGUGGCUGCCAGCUUGGAGGAGAAAUUCCAAAACUUUUUAAGCCUUAAAGUCACUUGGAUCCUGAAACAUUUGACAAAUGGACCCAGGUUUAAAGCCCAUCUCCCCUUUUCAGGUUUGGCGUCGCUCAGCGCUAGAAUGAAUCAGUCAUUAGUGUCUAUUCAUCAUGUUCUUUCCAGCACUGCUCUCCGCUCUCACCGCCAAGCUUAAAUAAAGAUACUCCAGGACUUGGAGAAGACACAAUGGAAUUCCCCCUAUUCUCAGAUUGCAGUCACUUUGAUGUAUCUCAGGAAAAAGCAGAGAGAGAAUCAAAGGGGUUAUUGGAAGUUUGAAAUGCAAAAGGAGGGGAACUAAGAGGCCUGCUGUUGUUACAUCAAAGACAUGUGGCUUCAAGUGUCCAGGAUUUCUUAUGGGACAGGGGUAGAAAUGGAAACCAAGCGGAGAAUGUUUGAGCAAAAAACAACCAAGCUUCUUUAAAAAGCUCUUGGGCAAUACUGUAGUAAGCGAUUCUCCAAACACCUUCCUCACGCUUCUCCUUAUCAACAUCUACUAACUAUAAGCCAAACCUGACUCUGCAGCACGUCCCUGCUCCUUAAAUACUUCUGCUCUCCGAAAGCAUGAAACUUUUUGUAAAGAUUAAAUCAGAUUUCUCUCCACACAACCCUCCCUGAGUAUCUACCGAGCUCUCAUAUCCUGCACAACCAUGGGCAGUUGGAAUCUGCAUGCUCUAUGUCUUCUAGCCAAUAUUCUAAGAUUGAUUUUCCCUCUUCCACCGAGAAAACAAAAUGAAUCACGCGCAAUUACCAAGGACAGAGAGAAAAGGGGAAUUGGGGGCGUCAUAAAUAUUUAUUUGCAAGCCCUGGGAAUUUGUGCAAUUCUUGGUGGAAUUGCCAAGUCAUAUUUAAGUGUCUAAAUGAUUUAUAUGGGUGGUCCUGGGUGUCACAUUUGUCCACUGUCACCCUGGAUCAUUUAUGUAUUAACAUUUAUAGAUUUAUCCAUAUAACAUAUUCAUGGCAGGGUUCUAUUAUCAUUCAAAUGGGUUUUGUGAUCAAAUGAUUGGCUAAAUUAAGCCAUUAACCGCUGAAUUUCUCUGGAGGUGAAAUGUAUUCCAUGUGGAAAAGAAUAAAUUAAAAGCCUACAUGUGUGGGCCUGUUUCUUUACAGAGUCCUUCACAGAAAUGUUCUUGAACGGCUGUGAAAAAGCACUUAAAAAACAAUUAUCUCUUCAUAAAAAGCUCCUCAUUACCUAGGUCUUCUUUAAAAAUCUACAGUGCAACAAAAAGUGUUCUCCUUCUGUUUAUUUCCCAUUACCAACAGAUCUUUAAGCCUGUUUGCUUUUUGAAGCCUUAACCAAUGACCAUUGAGCUUGAUGGGACACUCACCGCUGUUUCACUCUGAAGCCCCCUAAUGAUGUUUCUCAUUAGUUCCAUCAUUUAUUGGAUAGAGUUAAUUACACAAGUGGCAAAAUGUGUCCCCCCCAAAAAAAAGAAAACGUCUGUUGCAUUUUUUUUUAAAUCCAAUAUUGCAGCAGCGUAGAGUGACAAGACUUUAAUUUGGGGCACUCAUUUAAUUCCUAAUUAGCUCACAUGCUGUAUGUAAAAUGUUCUGCAGGAGCUGACACGGAUGAAAAUUGAAAAUACAGGGAGGGGGUGCUGGACUUAAUGUUACUGUGGUUGUGCUUUUUCCCAUUUCCUUGCCCGGCACUGCGAGGGGGAAAAAAUUAAACCCACAACUGAUUAAAAUAGGCUUAUGUCGUGUUUUUGGCUUUGUGAAAGUGUCUUUUACAAUUAAAAAUGACAAAAUGGGAAGUGUGUUUUGGAUUCAGCUGUUAAGUGACAACACAGGUGCUCCCACGGCUUAGACGCAAUUAACUUUUACAAAAUCCAAUCUUCUUUGCUUUUGUAAUGGUGGCCAAAUUAUAUCCUUUAGAAGAAAAUUUCCUGCUGCAUUUGAAAUCAUAAUGAAGUGGUUCCAUGUAGCACAUAUGCCUUUUUCAAGUGGCUUUCUUCACCCUGCUGCGAUAGCCUUGAUCAUACAUCACUUAUGACUCUUCAACAAGAAGGAUACUGAAAGCUCAGGGCACUGCUUUUGUAGAAAGCUGUUAUACAAGCAAUGAAGAAAACAUCCAACACAAUCAAAUACAGACAGCAGGCAACAUAAAUAAGCAGGUAUAUAGUCACAUACAGACAACACAACAAAUACAGGAAACACUAAACACAAUCGAAGUGCAGAAAACACACUAAAUUAUUGAGGUAUCACCAUGAUAUACAAUAAUGCACCUAAAUAGAGACAGGCGAUGAUUUCGAUAUGAGCUAAACUCCUGAGCCCACAACCAAGUGCUGAAUACAAACAAAUACUGUCAAUGCGCUCCAAUGCAGACAACACAACCAAAUUAAAACAUACCUAAAUAAAGAGAAUAAUUAACACAACCGAAUAUAGAAAAUACAAAAAUAUGCUGUCCAAAUCAACAGAACCAAAUAAAGACAAGACAUUCUACUGCUGCCAGCUAAACCCAAUCCAGACAACAGGACAAAGGCUUUUUUAUAUAUAUUUGCUGGUGUUGCAUAAAAGGUUGUAUUUUCAGUAUUUGAUUGUACAUUUGUCCCUCCGGCAUUUAGUUGUAUGUCUGUGUAUAGUUAGCAUUUUUUUUUGAUUAUUUUUUUAAUGUUGGGUCAUAUUUCAUUAGUUUGGUUAAAUUGUCAGAUUAAUUUGUCUGGAUCAGGUUGUUUUGACUAUAUUUGGUCAGCUUUUCUGUACUUGGUUGAUUCUCAAUACUUGGUUUAAAUGCCAGAGAGAGGAGUUUAUUCGUCUGUAUUUAGUUAAGUUGACAGAUAUUUGUUAAUUUGUCUUGAUAGAGUUGAUUUGUCUGAAUUUAGUGAAAAUUCGAGAAAUUGUUGGUCUUUCUUUGCUUGAUAGGUCUGUAUUUAGUUGUGUUGUCUGUAUUUGUCAUUGAUUUAAGAUGUUGUCAGCAUUUGGUUUUGUCUGUAUCUGGUGUUGUUUCUUUAUUCAGUUAAGUUUUAUGUUUUGAGUAAUGUAGUCUCUAUUUGGUUUAUUUCUAGAUAUUUGUGGAGUUACCUGCAUUUAGUUUAAUUGUUCUCUAUUUUGUCUGUAUUGGUUACUUUAUAUUUUGUCAGAGAACUAGUCUUUGACGGUUAUUACAGGAAAUUGGGCACAAUUUUUUUUAUUUUGUUUUUAGUAUAUAGUUGUUAUGUCUGCAUAUGUAUAUGGUUUUUGGGUGAGCUGUUUGCAACAACCAAACCAAAUAAUCAGAGAUUUUCCAGCUAAAACUAACAUUGUCUUAUGAACUGUUUUUUCUGGGCUGCUAUAGUUCACAUACAUCAAAACACACGCCAAGCUGAGUAUCUCAUUAGUAGCUCAAAGCCCCUUUAUUUGAGGUCAGAUUAGAAGUUGCGUGAUAAGUACAAUUGUACUUAAAGGUCUCUACUUUUGAAUUAAAUGAACUCAUGUAUUUAUCAAACCAGUACACGUGUGAAAUAACAGUUGUUACUAUAUAUGUGAAGGUGCAUGUCUCAAAGGGUCAUGAAACAAUAGUGUUUAUUGAUUUUGACCUUCUGCUUGUUCUUUUUUUCAUUCCUCUGCAGGUUCAUUGACAUCAGUGCUACAAAAGGAACUGAGGCCAAUCACUACAACAGAACAUUGUGUCCAUACAACAACAACAACAACAACCACCAUGACUACGAGGCUCCCUAAAUUUACAGCAGGCCUGACCUUCAGUAAAAUAAAAAAUAAAAAACAACCCCAGAGCUUCUCCAAUCACUACAGUAAAAGACUCUCCGCAGACACUUCUAAGAACUCUGAGAAGUCUCAAGUGAGCAGCAUGGUUCACCAUCGGCAUCGAAUCUUCUUCACCACAGCCAAAUUCACAGACACAUCAUAG